Messenger RNA from Ustilago hordei, 1062 nucleotides. RefSeq names its product putative RFC5 - DNA replication factor C, 40 KD subunit. The record is from RefSeq and is a predicted model, not a curated record. Gene Ontology annotation, cellular component: nucleus; DNA replication factor C complex; Rad17 RFC-like complex. NCBI's taxonomy places the organism in Eukaryota, Fungi, Basidiomycota, Ustilaginomycetes, Ustilaginales, Ustilaginaceae. The transcript has 2 exons. Gene Ontology annotation, biological process: DNA repair; DNA-templated DNA replication. Gene Ontology annotation, molecular function: DNA clamp loader activity; ATP hydrolysis activity; DNA binding. Bases 1 to 1062 code for a protein of 353 amino acids.
AUGCUCUUCGUCGACAAGUACCGACCAAAAGCGCUCUCAGAGCUGCACUACCAUCAAGACCUCUCCAAGCGCCUGUCAUCACUCGCAGACCAUGAAGACUUCCCACACAUUCUCAUGUACGGCCCCUCAGGAGCCGGCAAGAAGACCCGCAUAGCAUGCCUACUUCGCGAACUCUACGGUCCAGGAACAUACAAGCUCAAGAUCGACCAACGAGUCUUUGUAACACCCUCAAAUCGUAAAAUCGAUGUCAACAUCGUCUCAUCCAACUACCAUAUCGAAUUGACACCUUCAGAUGCAGGCAACUACGAUCGACUCGUCAUCCAGGACAUCUUGAAGGAGAUCGCGCAGACUCAGAAUGUCGACUUGAACGCUAAGCAUCGCUUCAAGGUGGUAGUCAUCAACGAGGCGGACUCAUUGAGUCGAGAUGCACAGAGUGCGCUGCGUAGGACGAUGGAGAAAUAUAUGGGCAACUUGAGAUUGGUGCUGUGCGCAACAAGUACGAGCAAGAUCAUCGGUCCUAUUCGAUCGCGUUGUCUGCUGUUGCGGGUGGGAGCGCCAUCUGAUGAAGAGAUCAAGACCGUCCUCUCCCACGUAGCGAAGAAAGAACGAUUCAGCAUCCCCGACACAGUCCAAAAUCAAAUCUGUGACGACUGCAGCGGCAACCUACGCAAAGCAAUACUCGUCCUCGAAGCACUCCGCAUGCAAUCUCCCGAUCUCUCCGCUGGCAUCGCCAUCGCUAAACCAGAUUGGGAGAUUUACAUCUCCAAAACCGCCGACUUGAUCCUCUCAGACCCUUCGCCACAGAAUCUUCUUGCGGUUCGAUCAAAGUUGUAUGAGCUGCUCGUACACGCGAUUCCACCAACACUCAUUUUGAAACAUUUGGUAGAUAACUUGGUCAAGAAGGUCGAUGCACAGGUCAAGGCGGCGAUUGUUCAGAAGGCGGCAUUCUACGAGUUGAGGACACGGACGGGUAGUAAGAUGAUCUUCCAUCUGGAAGCGUUUGUGGCGGCAGUGAUGCAUAUCCAGAAGAGCUUCUUGUUGGGGAUGGCUUGGGAUGAUUAG